Messenger RNA from Rhododendron vialii, 1355 nucleotides. Its product is annotated as THO complex subunit 3. Lineage: Eukaryota; Viridiplantae; Streptophyta; Magnoliopsida; Ericales; Ericaceae. Gene Ontology annotation, molecular function: protein binding. Gene Ontology annotation, biological process: mRNA export from nucleus. The transcript has 11 exons. Bases 94 to 1035 code for a protein of 313 amino acids. Gene Ontology annotation, cellular component: THO complex part of transcription export complex. The record is from RefSeq and is a predicted model, not a curated record.
AACUCCGUUCCCCGCCAGUCCGCCACUGGAACACACACUCAUCAGUGAAGAGAGGAGAGGAAGUGAGGAAUUGCAGAGCGAGAGACGAAAUCCAUGGAGGAAACGGUACCCUUCAAAAACCUCCACAGCAGAGAAUACCAAGGUCACAAAAAGAAGGUUCAUUCGGUAGCUUGGAAUUGUGUUGGCACGAAGCUCGCAUCCGGUUCUGUCGAUCAAACGGCUCGGAUUUGGCACAUCGAACCUCACGGACAUGGCAAAGUUAAAGAUGUCGAACUGAAGGGGCAUAAUGAUAGUGUGGAUCAGUUAUGCUGGGACCCCAAACAUGCUGAGUUAAUAGCAACUGCAUCCGGUGACAAGACAGUUCGCCUGUGGGAUGCUCGUAGUGGAAAAUGCUCACAGCAAGCUGAACUUAGUGGCGAGAAUAUAAACAUUACUUACAAGUCUGAUGGUACACAUGUAGCAGUUGGGAACAGGGAUGAUGAACUAACUAUCUUGGACGUUCGGAAAUUUAAGCCCAUCCAUAAACGCAAAUUCAAUUAUGAGGUGAAUGAGCUUGCUUGGAACACUACAGGAGAUAUGUUCUUUUUGACAACUGGGAAUGGCACUGUUGAAGUACUAGCAUAUCCAUCUCUUCAACCGGUUGACACCCUUAUGGCUCAUACAGCUGGUUGCUAUUGUAUUUCAAUUGAUCCAUUAGGAAGAUAUUUUGCUGUCGGAAGUGCUGAUUCCUUGGUCAGCCUGUGGGAUAUCACAGAGAUGCUUUGCGUCCGAACAUUCACAAAACUCGAAUGGCCAGUCAGGACAAUAAGCUUCAAUCACACCGGAGAAUUUAUUGCUUCUGCCAGCGAAGACUUGUUCAUUGAUAUAUCUAAUGUUCAAAGUGGACGAUCAGUUCACCAAAUACCAUGUCGGGCAGCCAUGAAUAGCGUGGAAUGGAAUCCCAAACACAAUUUGCUUGCGUAUGCUGGAGAUGAUAAAAACAAAUAUCAGGCUGAUGAAGGUGUUUUCCGCAUCUUUGGGUUUGAGAGCGCAUAGGAUCUGACAGUAUAUGCAGGAAGCUCCAUCUCUGUUUGAAGGAGUUAUCUUAAUCUAUUGAAGUUUUGGUCCAUGCAAAUUGAACUUUGGUAUUUCCGGUUGUAUUUUUUUUUCCCGGUAAUGAAGAGUGUCCAGAUGAACUGGACUCAUCUCUCUAGCCCCUCCUACAGUCAUUUCCACGCAUUUCCUGUUGUAUUCUACCAAUAACAUGUAGCAUUCUCUUGUACCUUUUGUCUUAAUGAAGGCAAAAGAUGUCUACUUAAUUGUAUUUUUGUCUUCCCAUCUUGUUAGUAAUCCAAAAACACAGGAGAUUAUAUGGA